Penicillium nucicola is the source of this 831-nucleotide messenger RNA. RefSeq lists its product as uncharacterized. NCBI's taxonomy places the organism in Eukaryota, Fungi, Ascomycota, Eurotiomycetes, Eurotiales, Aspergillaceae. The transcript has a single exon. The coding region runs from base 1 to 831 and encodes 276 amino acids. The record is from RefSeq and is a predicted model, not a curated record.
AUGGCUGCUGACACUCAGAAGAGAAAUCCGAAGAAAAGCUUCAGCUGGAUUGCAGUCCUCGAAACCCUUUACGACAAGGCAGAGAAGGACUGUCGUAUUGAAUGGGCCCCCGGUGUUAACGAUAUUUUCGAUGGUUUCGAUGGCCUCAAGCAACGGAAGGGUAAAGGCAAGCAAUGCUUUACCUUUGACCGUGUUACUGUUCCUGGUCUUUCCAUGAUGACGUAUGGACUUCGCUACGUCCCCCCAGACGGUGAACUCGAAAACCGACUCGUCAAAGACUUGGGUGAGUCAAACAUCUAUCGGACCGUAAAGAUCGAGGGGCUUCGUCACCACACAGAGGUUAAAGACAUCUUGCCCUAUGUUCGUGGCGGCGUGGUCCUUUCUGCUUCCAUGUACAACACAGUUGCUUUGAUAGGCUCGUACACUGCAAUCAUAAUCUUUCUUGAGGAGCAGGGAGCCGAGAAUUUCUUGGGCAGGGUCAACCGCCAGGGUUUCUUCGUUCCCUCUGAGACAGUCUAUCUCAGCCAAAUCAAGACCCCAACUUAUCCAAUCUCAAACACACUUCACGAUCUGAUCUAUAAAAAAGGACGACGUCGAACACUCGUCCUCUGCGGAUCUCAACAGAGACUCAAGGCGCAAAUACAUCGAUUCUUGUGCCAGAAAAAUCGUAUUGAUCGCUUGGAGGCCUUCGGGAGAAAUGAUGCUGCUGAUCAGGUCUCAUUUCGUUUCGUCUCCAUCGCAGCCGCCAUCGAUGUUCAUGCCAUGCUGUUGAGAAUCCCCUUUUUUGAAAGUUGCAAUCCUACUUUCGGUAUUGACCCUUGCGCGCAGUGA